Penicillium malachiteum is the source of this 1194-nucleotide messenger RNA. RefSeq lists its product as uncharacterized. Lineage: Eukaryota; Fungi; Ascomycota; Eurotiomycetes; Eurotiales; Aspergillaceae. The record is from RefSeq and is a predicted model, not a curated record. The transcript has 6 exons. The coding region runs from base 1 to 1194 and encodes 397 amino acids.
AUGUCUUCGUACUACGAACCGCAGGGUUGGCAGGCUCCCGCCGCGCGAUCGGUUUCUUGGGAGCAGCCCGUGCCGCCAUCUCGUUCAGGCUCGAGCUCGGUCUCUCAGCGCGAGGAUAGCCCGGCCUUUUCUUCCCAAUUUGACGAGGUCGAUCGUGCGAUCGACAAUCUCGUCAAGAGCGGGAAGCUGUGGAAUGCUCCUCGCCGGGACUCGAUGCCCAUGAUGAUGGGUCGUCCCUAUCCCGAUUACGACCCUCGCAUGGCGGGUGGCGGCCCCCAGCGACACCAUUCGAUUAGCGAGUUCGAAGGCCCCCGGAUGCACCCCGCCGGCAAUGCGCAGGGUUUCUAUGCCUCGCAGCGGUACCAGGGUCGCCCCAAUGAAGUAGAACAAAUGAUGCAGGCGAAGCGGCGGAUGGCAGCUCAGCGUGAACGGGAACUCCGCAACUAUCACCAGGAGCAGCAGUACAACCGAAGCCUCCUCGCCGAGAUGUCUGCAAACAAAUCCGAUCGCUCCACCAGUCCUGCGGCCGUGAACGCCGUGAACGAAGAAAGCCGCCGAGACCUUCUGGCUCGCCAGCACCGAGCCCUGUACGGCAACGAGAGCCCAGCCUUCUUCCCCCCGGGUCCUCUACCCGAUGACAACUCUCGCCCGGACAGUCAGGCUACCAGAACACCCUCAUCUGCCGGUGUUCGCGGUUCCUCUCCACGCGGAGUGGAUCUUUUCGGUUUGACUCAGGGUACUGGCGCCGCUACGGCCGAGGGUACAUCUGGUCUUCAGUCUCCAAACCGUGCCAAUAGCACCUCUUCGCCUAACUCGGCUAUCAAUGCUGGUUUCCCCGAGCAGCCCGCCCCCGCUAAACAGACCGCCGUCCCCAUCGGUUCCGUCGGUCCCAUCGGAUCUCGUCCUGUUCCACCACAGACUUCCGCUCCAUCCUCUAACCCGGCUCUGAACAAGCGUUCCACUACUCCCUUGCCUUCCCCGCUAGGCUUCGGUUUCACUCCUAGUGAGGCCGCUGCUAAUGCUGCGAACGAGCGCUCUACUUCUGCGGCUUCUAACCCUGCCGUAACUGCUGCUUCCAAUGUUUCUGGAUCUAAGGAUUCAGCAGCUGGAGGAGUUGGUCUCGGCUGGGCUAACGGCAGUGGUGUUUGGGGCUCGAAGAGUGGACUUGGUGUUCAGGCCUCUGUUUGGGGUUAA